Molecule: messenger RNA, 2026 nt
Organism: Coccidioides posadasii C735 delta SOWgp
Lineage: Eukaryota; Fungi; Ascomycota; Eurotiomycetes; Onygenales; Onygenaceae
Molecular function (GO): DNA binding; hydrolase activity; ATP binding
Source: RefSeq, a predicted model, not a curated record
GGGAAAUGCAGUGCCUUUCAAGGUGUACUGCAGUAUUUAGGCCUGCUGGACGGCUUUGGCGAACAGGGCUCGCAUUUCGCCGGUUUUACGCCCACAUAUCCGAGCAUGAUGAGCCUCCAUUGAUUCCAAACAGUGAAAUUCGACUGCGUGAUUACCAGGAGGAAUGCAUUCAGUCUGUGCUCUCGUAUCUAGGAAAAGGCCACAAAAGACUUGGGGUUUCGUUGGCUACUGGAAGCGGAAAAACGGUCAUAUUCACUCAGUUAAUUGACCGAGUCAAACCCCGCAAGCAGGAUGCAAAACAAACUCUUAUUUUAGUCCACCGAAAGGAGCUUGUUGAACAAGCUGCUAGGCACUGCAUGCUGGCGUAUCCAGAGAAAGUGAUUGAUAUUGAGAUGGCAAAUAGUCAUGCGACCGGGACCGCAGAUAUCACGAUUGCUUCUAUCCGUAGCCUUCUCUCCAAAGGGCGCAUAGAGAAGUUUGAUCCUGAUAGAUUUAAACUCGUGUUGGUAGACGAGGCACAUCACAUUGUGGCUCCAACUUAUCUUGAAGUCCUAGAGCACUUUGGCUUGGAUGAACCAAGUGACGACUCUCCAGCUUUAGUUGGGGUUUCGGCGACAUUUUCACGAUUCGACGGCUUGCAAUUGGGUACGGCCAUUGAUCAUAUCGUAUACCACAAAGACUACGUUGACAUGAUCGGAGAAAAAUGGUUGGCCGAUGCUCUUUUCACCACAGUACAGUCACAUGUAGACCUAUCCAAGGUCAAGGAUGCGCAAAACGGCGAUUUUCAGACCAAACAGCUAUCAGCAGCAGUAAACACGGACAAGACAAAUGAGAUAACUGUUAAAGCUUGGUUUUCGCGUGCCGAAGGGAGGAAGUCCACACUUGCUUUUUGCGUUGACAUUGAGCAUGUCAAGUGUUUGACCGAAAAGUUUCGUUCCUACGGGAUCGACGCUCGGUAUAUAACUAGCCAAACUCCAAAGGAUAUCCGCACGCAAGAGCUGGACGCGUUUAGGAACCAUGAAUACCCGGUUUUGCUUAACUGUGGCCUUUUCACCGAAGGUACCGAUAUACCAAACAUUGAUUGUGUGUUACUCGCCAGACCUACAAGAUCCAAGAAUCUGCUUGUGCAAAUGAUAGGUAGAGGGUUACGCUUGCAUCCAGGAAAGCAAGACUGUCACAUCAUUGAUAUGGUUGCUGCAUUGCAAACUGGAAUUGUGACAACUCCAACUCUGUUUGGUCUUCAUCCAGAUGAGGGUCUUGAUAAGGCAUCUGUCGAUGACAUCGAUAGGCUUAGGGAGAAACCCAUAAUACCUCAAUUGAAAGGAUCGAAACCUGAUCCAAAGGGUGAUAUUGUUGUCGACUUCACAGAUUAUGAUUCAGUGCAUGACCUUAUCCAGGACACCUCAGGGGAAAAGCAUAUUCGCUCACUCAGCAAAAAUGCCUGGGUGAAAAUCAGCGAAGAUCGAUACAUACUCACGGCCCCUCCAGGCAGGUUAGUUAUUGCCAGAGAUGACUCAGGACUCUUCUCGGUAUCUCAGGUAAUGGCGCUCCCGCCUAGUGCAAAAUCAAAAAGCCCGUUCGGCCGCCCGAAAGAGGUGGCAUCCUCAUUACCGCUUGCAGAAGCGGUGCAUGCUGCCGAUACUCUCGCUGGUCGUAUCUUCGGUCCAAUAUUUGUGGCUCUAUGGCAACCAUGGCGGAAGAAGCCAGCCAGUCCGGGUCAAAUUGGAUUUUUGAAGAAGGCUCUUGAUUUUGAGGAUGAUCUCCUACCUGAGUAUAUAACGAAGGGUCAAGCUGCAGACAUGAUUACAAAGCUCAAGCAUGGUGCUCGAGGGCACUUCAAAGACCUUCUUUCGAUGAAGCGCCGCAUUGAUCGGGACAAGGCAAAGGAUGCAAGGUUUGAAGAGCUGAAAGGUCGAGAAGAGGUUAAGGUCGGACCAUUGAAUUAAACUUCAGGGUGGCGUUUCUAUUGUGUUUUAUGACACUUUGGAAGAGCCUGUUUGUACUCCGUAUAUUAGGUGCAUAAGGC